Molecule: messenger RNA, 1697 nt
Organism: Nilaparvata lugens (brown planthopper)
Lineage: Eukaryota; Metazoa; Arthropoda; Insecta; Hemiptera; Delphacidae
Product: dendritic arbor reduction protein 1-like
Exons: 5
Coding region: 150-1265 (371 amino acids)
Biological process (GO): regulation of transcription by RNA polymerase II
Molecular function (GO): RNA polymerase II cis-regulatory region sequence-specific DNA binding; DNA-binding transcription factor activity, RNA polymerase II-specific
Source: RefSeq, a predicted model, not a curated record
UUCCAGCAUUGUUCAAAGGAAUUUUACAGUUUCGGGAAUUGGUACAUUGGUGUAUAAAUUUGAAAUGUCUAGUGAAGCUAUUGUGGAGUUUUGUGGUAUUUGGAUUUUCUGAAGUUUUGUGGUUGGUUGCCUCCUGUAAGCAAUUGAUCAUGGGAGGAACCUCGUGGGUUCUCCAGAAUGGGAUGAAACAUCCCCCAGUUAUGGUCAUAAAUGAUUACAACCUUCAGACAGGUGAUUUCGAGUCCUUCCUUUGCCGGCAGCAAGAGCUGGAGAGGCUGCAGAGACCCCCUCUCUACGACGACGACACGACGCUUGACCUGAACGACAAGCCGCGUCGCGAGUCCGCCUCACAGAUCGACGACUACUUCGAGCACCGCCCAACGCAUCACCAUCAUGGCGUCGCGGCGCUCAGUUAUGUGUCGCAGCGCACUGUCGCCUCGGGUGGCCAUCCUGAGGACGACGUCUUCCUCAAACCGCCUCCGCUCUGGGAGGAUAUCACGUCCAGCAUACAGAAACUCGACCCCGAGAACGCCGAGAUGCUCGACACACAAGCCAUCAAAACCGAAAUCCUAGAAGACACGUUAGUGCAGUUGGAACGCCCCCUACUCAUCAAAACCGAACAACCGUCAACGCCACCCCCGCCUCUACACUUAUUAAACACGGUUGCCGCCCCCAGCAGUCCUUACCACCAGUUCCCACCCUCCAGCUACAAAAUUGCCGCCGCCCCUCACUUUCGCAACGUGUAUGCGCCGCCCCCAACACCUCCCGCCUCAGAGCCUGGCUCACCCGGUGCGAAUCUUCCGCGACGCACGCCGCCUCCACCUUACCCUGCGCCAACGAUCGUUACUGGUGCCGCCCCCACGCAUCAACCGCCCCCGACCAGUGUGCAGGCGCCGCCUCCACCGCCACCCCUCCAACACCACCAUCACCAGACGACGGCCACCGGCGUCAGGUACAAUCGACGCAACAACCCCGAACUAGAGAAGAGGAGGGUGCAUCACUGUGAUUUCCUUGGAUGCAAUAAAGUCUACACAAAAAGCUCACACCUAAAAGCCCACCAGAGAAUACACACUGGGGAAAAGCCGUACCGCUGUCAGUGGCCUGAGUGUGAGUGGCGUUUCGCGCGGUCUGACGAGCUGACGCGUCACUACCGAAAGCACACGGGAGCCAAGCCGUUCAAGUGCGCCAUUUGCGAGCGAUCCUUCGCCAGGUCCGACCACUUGGCGCUGCAUAUGAAGCGCCACCUGCCCAAGCAGCCCAAGUGAUGUUACUGUCACUACGAUGACAUCAGUGACGUCACUUCAACCACCUCUACCACCAAUCAUCACGAAAGGCACCCGAGUCAUACCUGUGAAUAAAUCUAAUUUAAUAAUUGUAAGUUAUAGUGAAGUAGUUACGGUGCCUUUCCUAUGUUUGUGACAUUAAGAGAUAGAUAGUUUUGGAGACUUUGUGCGGGAGAAAUAGGAGGAACAAUAAAAAUUCACGGCUACAACGUAUUACCUUGUUAAAUCGAAUUAUAUAAUGAUUUCUUUGUUGUAGUGAAGGUGAUGUGAUGAAUCAAUCAGUAUUCAAUUGAAAGACUUGAAAUUGUCACAACUUAUUCAUUGCAGUGAGUUUCUUUGGUUUAUCUAAGAAACUUAUAUUACCUAAGAAACUUGAUUUUUGUCACCUAAAUACUACAAAUAUUCAAAGUUUUA